AGGGGAACCCAUGGAAUGGAUUUGGGGAAUUUCUGGGGACAGAAAGCGAAAGUUGUGGACCAUAAAUAGCAGGCACACACAGCCUUUCACACUCAUUCCCAGAGCUUGCCCCCCCUCACACCCUCCCUCACGCCUGCAGCCAAGGCUCAGCCUAACUCCUGCGCACACUCUCUCACACACUCCCUUACGCUCACAAGUUGGUGUUUGCCUCUGCCCGCCCUCCAUGGCCCCCCGUAUGGCUGCACUACUGGCCCUCAGCCUGCUGGUUCUCUGCAUCUCCCCCGCUCUGGGUGGUGCCAAUGACGCAGAGGACUGCUGCCUGUCUGUGACCCAGCGCGCCAUCCCUGGGCACCUCGUGCGAGCCUUCCGCUACCUCCUGGUGAAGGAUGGUUGCCGGCUGCCUGCCGUGGUGUUCACCACGAUGAGAGGGCACCAGCUCUGCGCACCCCCAGACCAGCCCUGGGUCACCCGCAUCAUCAGAAGACUGCAGAGAAACCCUGCAAAGAACAAGCGCCAAAGUAAUUAGCCCACAGUGGUCCCAGAGGGAGCCUGGUAUCUGAGAGAAAGCAUGUGAGCCACAGCAACCCAGAGAACCAAGGACCAGAAGGGAGACCCAGGCCUCCAGCAUCUCUGCAUAGACUGAGCCAAGCUGGGCAUGGCCCAGGGUGUUGGUGUGUGAGUGUGGAGCCAACAGACUGCCAUGUUCCCAAUAAAGCCUACCUGGUACCCACAGA
This is a messenger RNA of Erinaceus europaeus (western European hedgehog), 734 nucleotides long. It is a transcript of the gene CCL19, whose product is annotated as C-C motif chemokine ligand 19. Gene Ontology annotation, molecular function: CCR chemokine receptor binding; chemokine activity. Gene Ontology annotation, cellular component: extracellular region. Gene Ontology annotation, biological process: positive regulation of GTPase activity; cellular response to tumor necrosis factor; positive regulation of ERK1 and ERK2 cascade. The transcript is spliced from 4 exons. The record is from RefSeq and is a predicted model, not a curated record. NCBI's taxonomy places the organism in Eukaryota, Metazoa, Chordata, Mammalia, Eulipotyphla, Erinaceidae. Bases 11 to 526 code for a protein of 171 amino acids.